Messenger RNA from Hyla sarda, 1715 nucleotides. RefSeq names its product thymidine kinase 1 (gene TK1). The transcript is spliced from 7 exons. Bases 66 to 761 code for a protein of 231 amino acids. NCBI's taxonomy places the organism in Eukaryota, Metazoa, Chordata, Amphibia, Anura, Hylidae. The record is from RefSeq and is a predicted model, not a curated record. Gene Ontology annotation, molecular function: ATP binding; thymidine kinase activity. Gene Ontology annotation, biological process: thymidine metabolic process.
AUUUGAAUAGCAGAAUUUGGCGCCGCAGCUGCUUCAGUCUUCUUCCCGCUCUCUGCUCCGUAGACAUGAACUGCCUGAACGUAGCCGAUGUCAUGCCCGGUUCUCCUAGCAAGAUCCGCGGUCAGAUCCAGGUGAUAUUCGGCCCCAUGUUUUCAGGGAAGAGUACAGAACUGAUGCGCAGAGUGCGGCGGUUCCAGAUUGCGCAGUAUAAAUGUUUGGUUAUAAAAUACGCCAAAGACACUCGCUACAGCAAGGAGCAGCUGGCCACGCACGACCGGCACACCAUGUCUGCCGUUUCUGCAUGCAAUCUAUCCGAUUUGUGUACGGAGGCGCUCAACUACUCAGUGAUCGGAAUAGAUGAGGGCCAGUUUUUCCCCGAUGUUGUGGAGUUCUGUGAAGAUAUGGCCAAUAAAGGGAAAACAGUCAUUGUAGCUGCACUGGAUGGUACAUUCCAGAGAAAGGCUUUUGGGGAUAUCCUCAACUUGGUACCGUUAGCAGAGAGUGUGGUGAAGCUGAACGCAGUGUGCAUGGAGUGCUACCGGGAAGCAUCGUACACUAAACGGCUGGGGGCUGAGAAAGAGGUGGAGGUAAUCGGAGGCGCUGACAAAUACCACUCUGUGUGCCGCCCGUGCUACUUCAGGAACAAACCACCGGAGGGGAAGGAGAAUCUGCAUCUCGCACUUAAGGACAGAGCCCAAGGAUUGAUAAUCAGUAAAGCCCUGACGCCCCGGAAACCCUUGUCACAGCUACAGUGCUCCUAAUCGUAAGCUCCCUACUCCGCAGUGGGGGAUCUGCUCAAAAGGUGACGCCAGGAGAUUCAUUUAAAGCCAUUUACUUGAUCAUGAUUGCUGGGAUUGGGUGCAGGCAAGGUGAACAUUUAUUUUAUUGUCAUAACUUCAUUUAGUUGGCUUCUGUUUUUGCCUGGGAAGUGACAGACUAUUGAUUUAACAAAAGAAUUGUUACUGUUAAGGGGAAGUGCCUCUUUGGGGUGCAUGAUCGCUGCUCUGAGGUUAGUAGUACUGUGUUCCUCCUAUGGUGAUUGAAGUAAUCGGUGACAGGUAUUGCUCAAAGGGCCGUAUACUAUAGACUGUAUACUAUCCUUAAACAUUGGUAUAAACCAGUGUUUCCCAACCAGGGUGCCGCAAAACUACAACUCCCAGCAUGCCCGGACAGCCUUCGGCUGUCCGGGCAUGCUGGGAGUUGUAGUUUUGCAACACCCGGAGGCACCCUGGUUGGGAAACGCUGGUAUAGACAGUAUAAAGUUGAAGUAAGCAAUACUCUGCUUUUUGACUUGAUCUAUAGAAGGCUGACAAUGUAGGGUUUCUGGAUAUAGGAUUAUCAUGUGGGGGCAGGGACUUUUUAGACUGUUCUCUUCUGGCUAAUGCCAGGAAACAGACUGCACAACAAACCAGGAAGCCGAAUACUCUAGGGAUGUAUAUACUGUUACUUGUAUCAUUGAUUAUAUGAUCACAGCAGAUCCUCUAUGGUCUGUAGAAGUAAGGAGUGCGGGGUUGUAACAUGUUAUGUGCAUUCUGGCUCCUAUACUGGUACAGCAGUGACUAAGCACUUAAACAGUCUUGAAUAGAUGGCAAUUUGCUUCCAUGAAGCUUGUUAUGUGGGUGGAAUGAAGGGACAGAUGCACUUGGAUAUAUAUAUUAUAUCUUAUAAAUAUAGAUCUGUCAUCGCCUCUAUAUUCCACGUGGUUACUUUUUUUU